AUGGAUCAACAACAGAACGACGGCGAGUCGGCACGGCUGCUCCAUGGACAGAACGCCUCCAGACACGUUCAGCUCUACACAGACCGUGUUCAGGAGCCCGUACAGGACUGGAACUUGGAGCAGGAGCAGGACGACAGCGAGUCGGCGCGUCUGUUCCACGACCACGGGCAGAACACGUACAGACACGUACAGAUCGACACAGACCGUAACCCAGAGGUUAUGACAUAUGGUACUGUGAGGGACAAAUGUCCCGAAGUUAUUCCUCAUGAUGAAAUAGAGACUUCCAAAGAAGAAGAGGGCUUCAGCUGUGCGAAGACAUCCAAAAGGCAGAUUCUGACCUUCCUCUGUGUCGCUUUUCUAAACUUCUCAGGCAUGGCCUGCUCCGCUAUAAUUACUCCGUUCUUCCCGGAUGAGGCUCUACGGAGAGGAGCCUCGCAGACUACUGUGGGAUUUGUGUUCGGAUGUUUUAGUGCAAUCCAGUUUCUAGGGGGGCUGGUCUUCGGCAAAUUUAUCACAAGAAUCGGGUCGAGAUUCAUGUUGAUCAGUGGGGUCUUUGUGGGUGGGAGCUGCUCUUUUUUGUUUGGACUUUUAGAAUAUAUGGAAGGAACGACGUUCAUCGCAUUUUGCUUUGCCAUCCGGAUUUUGGAGGCUCUGGGCGUCUCCGCACAUGGGACUGCCUCCACAACCAUCCUCACUCACGAGUUCCCUAACAAUGUGGCGAAGGUCAUGGGACUCCUGGAGAUCUUCAUGGGACUCGGCAUGAUGGCAGGUCCUCCCAUCGGGGGUGCCCUGUACAACCUAGGCGGGUUCAAGCUGCCGUUUUUCGCGGUUGGGGGUCUGAUGUUCAGCUGCUGUGCGGUGUUGGCUGUCCUGGUCCCCACACAAAUCGGUGAGAUAACCGUUGUAGGUUACGCUGAUAUCAACUAUCUUGAGCCAGUGAUUCAGCCAUACUUUGCAAAAGAGUUCAGUGUCACCCCUCCCCAAGUCGGUCUGUUCUUCCUGCUGCUGGCCUCAGUGUACGCCGUUUGUGCGCCAGUCUGGGGGUGGCUGGCCGACAAAAAGAACACCGUGAGGACCAUGAUGGCGUUAGGACUGCUGGUUCUGUCAGUCGGCGCGCUCCUGGUCGGACCGUCUCCCCUUCUCUCAGACAACCUCACCAUUCUGCCCAAAAAGCUGUGGGUUAACAUCCUUGGCAUUGUCGUCAUAGCGAUGUCCAUAGGCGCAGUGGUUACACCUAUCUUCAAUGUGAUGCUUUGGGGGGCCAGUGAUGCGGGAAUGGAGACUGACUUUGCUACUUACGGCCUGGUGUCCGGAGCGUUUAGUGCAUUUAUGGGCAUGGGGUCGUUUGUGGGACCGACAGUGAGCAGUGCGCUGGUAGAAAAGUUUGGGUUGCCCUGGGCCACAACAGCGUUCUCAGGGUUUAUCUUAUUUUCUAUGUUACUGUUGGUUGCUUUUACAAUCUGUGAAAACCUGUGCAGGAGACGUCGUGCUGGAUCAUCGACUAAGGAGGAAGCUCAAACGUAACUUAAAUAAACUCUGAAUAUUAAUUAUAUGGG
This is a messenger RNA of Branchiostoma belcheri (Belcher's lancelet), 1556 nucleotides long. Its product is annotated as MFS-type transporter SLC18B1-like. The transcript has 14 exons. Gene Ontology annotation, biological process: transmembrane transport. Lineage: Eukaryota; Metazoa; Chordata; Leptocardii; Amphioxiformes; Branchiostomatidae. The coding region runs from base 1 to 1524 and encodes 507 amino acids. Gene Ontology annotation, molecular function: transmembrane transporter activity. The record is from RefSeq and is a predicted model, not a curated record.